AUGGAUGAGGAGAUCUUGGAGAUGCCGGUCCCAACACCGGUCUUUUGGACCACCGUGAGGCCCAAGGAAGCCAGCCCUUGGGACAUCGGACGCCGUGUGGGACAUCGCUUCAAGAAGGGCAACAAGCGCAUGCUGACCUCCUUUGAGCGAACCUGCGGUGUGGACAUGACGCGGCAGGAGGUGGAGGUGAAGGGCAAGAACGCAGGCUUCAACGGUGACCGAGACUUUGAAGACUCGACUGCCACGAUGCAAUCCCGAUACCGACAAUUCAAUGAUCAGCUGAGCGACGAGGCACAUCGGGCAUGGAGAAGUGGCUUGGACUGA
Messenger RNA from Durusdinium trenchii, 324 nucleotides. The record is from the annotation of a GenBank genome assembly. Lineage: Eukaryota; Dinophyceae; Suessiales; Symbiodiniaceae.